Molecule: messenger RNA, 2542 nt
Organism: Pezoporus flaviventris
Lineage: Eukaryota; Metazoa; Chordata; Aves; Psittaciformes; Psittacidae
Gene: TBC1D25
Product: TBC1 domain family member 25
Exons: 7
Coding region: 16-2520 (834 amino acids)
Biological process (GO): activation of GTPase activity; regulation of autophagosome maturation
Cellular component (GO): autophagosome
Molecular function (GO): GTPase activator activity
Source: RefSeq, a predicted model, not a curated record
CCCCCCCCCCCCGCAAUGGCGGCUCCGGGGGGCGGGGCCGCGUUGGAGGAGGAGUGCGAGGUGGUCCGCGUGCGCGUCAAGAAGAGCGAGGGCUUGCAGCCGCCCGAGUUUCGCUCCUUCGCCGUGGACCCGCAGAUCACAUCCCUGGACGUGCUGCAGCACAUCCUGGCCCGUGCCUUCGACCUGCAGGGGAAGAAGAGCUUCUCCAUCAGCUUCGCCGCUCGUGACCCGCAUGGCCAGGAGAGCUUCGUGCCGCUGCUGAGCGAUGGGGACCUGGCGGCUGCCUUCGCCUGUGCCCGGCCCGCGCUGCGCCUGCGCCUCGACGUGCGGCCCCCAGCUGAGAGCCCGCUGCUGGAGGACUGGGACAUCAUCAGCCCGCGGGAGGUGGCAGCAGUGGAGCCGCUCCCUGAGCGCCGCUCGCUGCUGGCUGCAGCUCUGCCCUUCACCCAGGCCCUGCUGGCACAGGUUGGCCGGACGCUGGCCCGGGCACAGGCUGCCCUGGCAUGGCCUGAGGGGUCCCCCCCCUCACCCCCACUGCCGCCCCCCCCCUGCACCCCACUGAGCGAUGCCGACCUCCGCACAUACCUGGGCCCUGGCGGGCGGCUGCUGCGGCCCCAUGACCUGCGGCUCCACGUCUACCACGGUGGUGUUGAGCCCGGCCUGCGCAAGGUGGUGUGGCGCUACCUGCUCAAUGUCUUCCCGCCGGGGCUCUCAGGGCAGGAGCGCUUGGCUCACCUGCGCCGCAAGGCGGGUGAGUACGCGGCACUGAAGGAGGUGCUGGCGGCACGGGCGGCCCCUGGCGAGCUGGCGCUCGUGGCGGCCGCCGUGCGCAAGGACGUGGUGCGCACUGACCGCGGGCACCCCUACUUCGGCGGCCCCGAGGAGGGGCACCCGCACUUGGCUGCGCUGCAGGCGCUGCUCACCACCUUCGCGCUGGGCCACCCGCGCCUCUCCUACUGCCAGGGCAUGUCGGACGUGGCGGCGCCGCUCUUGGCCGUGCUGGAUGAUGAAGCUCAAGCUUUCCUCUGCUUCUGCUCCCUCAUGCGCCGCCUUGGACCCCGCUUCCGGCCCGGUGGCCGGGGCCUGGCCCGUGCCUUUGCCCACCUCCGGCGCCUCCUGCGCCGUGCAGACCCCCCAUUCUGGGCCUUCCUGGCUGCCCGUGGCGCCCACGACCUCCUCUUUUGCUAUCGCUGGCUCCUGCUGGAGCUCAAGCGUGAGUUUGCCUUUGAGGAUGCCCUCAGGGUGCUGGAGAUCACUUGGAGCUCACUGCCACCUGCCCCACCACCCCCCCCCGGUGGGGUUCCCCUCCUUGGGGCUCCCCUGGGCCCACGCCGGGCUUGCCGGGGGCUGCAGGAGCGGCGCGGGCUGAGGCCACGGCCCCCCCGGCGCCUCCGCCGGCAGCAGCAGCGCAUGGGGGCUGCUGUGGAUGGGCAGGAGGGCUCCAGUGAUGGGUCCAAGGUCUCUGUGGGUGGCGCAGAGGCUCCCAAGAGGUUUGGGGAUGAGCAAGACACACCAAGGAGCUCCAGGGGUGUCCCAGAGGGGCUUGGGAGCUCCAGGGUUAUCCAGAGCUGUGGGGAUGAGCAAGAGGGGCUCCAGAGCUCCAACAUCAUCAAGGGUGGUUCUGGGGGCAGCUGCGAGAAGCCUGAGGUCUUUGGGGGUGGCCAAGCUUGUCCUGACCAAAAGGGCUGGGAGAUCUCCCAGGAUGUCCAUGGCAAUAACAAGGGUUUUGUGGAGGUCCUGGGUGAUGCCAAUGCCCCCAGGGGUCUCCAAGAGCAUCCCAAAGCCUCCAGUGAUGGUGGCCAAGAUGCCGGUGGCCUCAGGGACACGGGAGAAGGCCAAGAGCCAGGUGUCUCCAAGCAGACCCAUGGAGCUCACCAUGUCUCCAAGAAGCCACGUGGAGAUCGGGAUGCCCUGGAGAAGUCCGUCCAUGACCACAGUGCUUCCAAGACGAUCCGUGAAAACCCCUAUGUGCCCAAAGACAUCAGAGGAGACCCUGAGCUCCUCCAUGUGCUUGGUGACACCCUCAAGGAGGUCAGUGGCAACUACUCCUGCUCCCCUGGACAGGUUGGUAAAGGUCCCAGUGAGGUUGAUGGGGACCCCAGAGAGGUUGAUGUAGAUCCCAUAGAGUUACAUGAGGCCCCCAGUGCGGGCAGCACCCCUGCUGAGGACCCCUGGGGUGGUGCUUGGCCUUGGGAAGCCUCAAGUUCCUCUUCCUCUUCCUCCUCCUCUUCCUCCUCAGAGGACGAGGUCGGGGUGGAGGACGAUGGGGCCCCACUGCCGCCGCCAGAAGAGCUGGGCCAGGGGAACCCCUUCCUGCUCUUCCUGUGCCUGGCCAUGCUGCUGGAGCAGCGGGAGGUGGUGAUGGCACGCGCCGGGGACUACAACGAGGUGGCCAUGCACUUUGACCGCCUGGUGCGGCGCCACCACCUGCCCCGCGUCCUGCACCGUGCCAAGGGGCUCUUCGCGCGCUACCUGGAGGGCUGGGGGGGCACGCCCCCGGGGGGGCAUGGCACAGGGUAAAUGGAGGGGGAGAGGUAUGGGG